Ruditapes philippinarum (Manila clam) is the source of this 3677-nucleotide messenger RNA. Its product is annotated as Fanconi anemia group I protein-like. Gene Ontology annotation, biological process: DNA repair. Lineage: Eukaryota; Metazoa; Mollusca; Bivalvia; Venerida; Veneridae. The record is from RefSeq and is a predicted model, not a curated record. Gene Ontology annotation, molecular function: DNA polymerase binding.
GUGUUCAUUAAAAUUCCCGCCAUAUUUGAUGUUUACAAACAAGAAAACUGGUUGCAUUUUCUACGGUGGCAGAAAUGGAUAAGAAGAUUAUCACCUUUGCAGAAGAUAAUAAGAUAGAAGAGCUGGGGGAAUGUCUAAAAACAGUCAGUAAUGAUGAGUUGUGUAAAAUGAUAGAGAGGAAGGUGUUGAAGGGGAGAAAUGACACAUUCACUCUUGUCCGAGCAAUAUUGCUAGGUUCACCACCAGACUGUACAACUUCUGUAGAAAGAAGGUCUUGUGUGUACAAACAAUGCAUAGAAGCUCUUCAGAAAAACGAUAUGAACAAUAAAAUGGCGUCGGAGCUCGUCGGUCUUCUGAUGUUAGAGGCUGAUACAUUACCAGGACCAACUCUAGCAGAACUUGCCAGUAUAUAUGUUGAUGGUAUCAAGUCAGAUUCCUCACAGUCAGGAAAAGCCUUAGAAUUGCUGCCAAAGAUAUUGUCUGCAAUAGCUUCAAAGGAGAAUAUAGUGUAUGCAGGGAACCAUAUGAAAGGCUCAGAAUACAAAAGUCAUGUUCUUAACACCCUAUGUUCAUGCAGGUGGGACCCAGGUAGUGUUGUUAACCUAGCAUCUAUGUUUAGAGAUGUCCCACUCACCAAUGAAGAGCUGAAGUUUGUUAUAGAGAAAGUGUUGAGAAUGUUUCGAGAGCUAGACAUGGGUGAUAUCCCAGCACUUGUUUACCAACUACUCCUGUUAGCUACUAAGGGGCAUAAAAAGCUUGUUCUGGAGGGUUUAUAACUUUUUCAAGAGGAUAGGCACAGGGAAACCCGAGGGCAACAUUCCAGUGAGGACCUACUAGAUGAUGGUAUCAACAACACAGAAAGUUUGAGACAAACCGAGGGUACUGUCAUUCUACACAUCAGCUUUGCUGUCAAACAACAUCAAGAUCUCGGUAGAGAAUUUAUCAAAUGUCUGAAGGGUUAUCAGAAUUGCAGUGCUACAAAAACACUUUCACCAUUCUCAUUGGCCAUGGCACUAUCACUGGCUAGAAUAAAUAGAUUUGAGGACCAGAUUUUUGAUUUCCUGAAAGCAACAUUUUUGAAAAGUUACAAGGACUUUGACAAACAGUCUCAGUCAUGUUGGAUACAGGAGAUUGUCUCAGAUAUGGUCUCUGUAGAAGAUUAUGUAUUACAAACUGUCAAUAACAGUUCAUAUGGCUGGGAUCAUGUUGUCCAAGGUCUUGUCCAGCUAGGAUUUAUACUGAUGGAUUCAUUUGGACCUAAAGCAGCAUUUGGACGUAUGGACCUACUGCCCAGUAUACAGUCAGGACCUACACAUCAGACAUGCCAGCUUGGAGCAAAGAUAUUGUUGAAAACAUUCAAGGCCCAUGAGAUGGUGAGAAGUGAAAUAUUAGAACAAAUCUUCAAUAGAGUAAUAACUAAAGCUACAUCUCCCGUCUCUCAUUUCCUAGAAUUACUAGGAGAUAUUGUGUUUGCCUCGCCACAACUGUUGUUGGACUCUACAACCAAAGUUCGGGAAAUGUUCGACUACCUCUCCUUUCUGUGUCCCACCUCAGCCGAGGGUUUACUGAGAGCCAUACAGCCACUUCUUAAACUGAGUAUGAAUCUCAAAGAUUCUCUCAUCUUGGUUCUUAGAAAAGCCAUGUUCUCAAGACAGCUUGAUGCGAGAAAGAUUGGAGCUAGUGGAUUUAUGAUGAUACUGAAACAUUUUAGAGUUCUAGGAGGUAUAAGAUCUAGUCAGUGUAGUCAACCUUCAUUCUCAUGUAGUCAGGUAGAGGUAGAUAUACAUGUACGUCACAAUGCCUCCAGUAAUGAAGCUCUAUGUCUAGAGAUACUAGGUAACUUGAGGAGAUGUUUAUCUCAACAAGCUGAUGUUAGACUACUGCUUUAUCAGGGACUUGUUGAUGUAUUGGACAGGAACAGUCAGUUAUGUGACCCAAUUUUAUCAAUGUUGAUGUCACAGUUAAAAGGUUAUUAUGAGAAGAAUGAGGAAAUGAAUCCACCUCUGAAGUUAGAGCCAUGUAUACUUGCUCAGGGAGACCAAGUAUUUCUUGCUGAACCUCUUGCCCAUCUUCUAUGCUGUAUACAGCUAUGUUUGAUUAAAAGUGAUGAGUUUAGGAAGAAACAGCAGGCAAGCAAUGAUGAUGACGAUGAUGAUUCAGUCGUUCAAUCAGAGUUAGAAGAGAUCAUGAAAUCUCUCACCGAUAGGAUGAUUACAUCAGAAAUGGAGGACUUUGAACUGGACAAAUCGGCAGAUUACUCGCUCGCAAACAGUGUUGGAGUUAGGAACAACAUUUUUGCUAUAUUAGUGCUAGGAACUCAUGAGGCUCUCAUAGAGUAUACAUUUAUGAAAGACACUAUUAGUGAAUCUAAAGUGCGUCAGAUGACACAGCUGUUUGAGAAUCACAAGAAAUUAAGUGAUGUCAUACGAGAGAAGGCUGGGGCAGCUGCCGGUAAAAAGGGUAAAACUCAGGCCAAGCCUCCUAUCAGCCUAUUUUCCAUUAAGUUUGUUACGAGAGUGAUGGACUUUAUGAUCAGUGGAGAUGACCAAUUUGACAGUGAUCUAGUUGAUGCUCUGGUUCAAAAUACCGACUUCUUCAAGUACAUCCUGACAGUGACCCAGCAGAAACUGCUCCAAAUACAGGACAAAGGUCAAUGUGACGGGUCAGAAGGCAAACAGAAAUCUAAGAUAUUUGAUUACUGUUGUGAAUUAGCAGGACUGUUGUUAAAGUAUUAUAAGGAACAUCAGAAAGGAGAAGGCACUCAGAGGGUGACAGAGAAACAUAUACUGACCUUGACAUUAGAAUGUUUGUGCUGCAUAGUUACCAUUGUAACCCAGCAGUUCUCCAGUGAACUUGACAAGUUUCUGUCCAGUAUAGGUGAAAGGGAAGAGAAUGGGAACACAGAUGAACAUGUUUAUCAUUAUAUAAAGAAACUUCAGAGGCUAGUAAUGAAUAUAUUCAGUGCUGAAGAGGACCAUCAGAAUAUGAAAGAUGUUGGUUUAUUAUUGAAUAUCAUCUACCAUCUGAGUCAAUCUCUGUCUUCUAGAUUCUCAAGUUGUGAACAUAUAAUGUCAUGGCUUGAAAAACUUUGCCGGGAACAAAACAUUGAUGACCUGUCAUUAUGUAAGUCCAUGUUAACGUAUCUUCUCAACAUGGGACACAAGUGGAAGACAUCCCCUAUACUUCUGCGAGAUCUCGCCCAGGACAUACAUGCACAAAUAGGAGAUAUUGAUCAGGAGAUUGAGCUUGACGAUCGUACAAACUUUGCCAUUGUGACACUGCGAGCAGCAGCCCCUACUGUACUACAGUUAGUGCUUAACCAUUGUGAAAGGGAACUAGACAACACUGACUGGGUGGUGACCAGAGUUCGUGCUGAUGCUACUGCAGAUAUUUCUACCUGCACAGGUGGGGAAUCCCCUCAGUUAACACAGCGUGAAGGGCAUGAGAAAUCUAUCUAAAGGCUUGGUGUCAUAGUAACAACCUUCCAUGAACUCGUCAACGGCAUUUCCCAUAGGUUUUUGGCAUUGUAUGCAAGCCGGUCAGGACAUCUUAGUGCUAGAUUUGAGAAGCUUGUAAAACUGUCCGGGACUCAUCUGACACACUAUUGUUAUGGUCUGAUAACUUAUAUACAGGUAAAUAGACUGCUUUUAUUUACUCAGUAAACAGAAGACGAAAGA